Messenger RNA from Suillus paluster, 1746 nucleotides. Its product is annotated as major facilitator superfamily domain-containing protein. The transcript has 20 exons. Gene Ontology annotation, cellular component: fungal-type vacuole membrane. Gene Ontology annotation, molecular function: basic amino acid transmembrane transporter activity. The record is from RefSeq and is a predicted model, not a curated record. Gene Ontology annotation, biological process: transmembrane transport; basic amino acid transport. Lineage: Eukaryota; Fungi; Basidiomycota; Agaricomycetes; Boletales; Suillaceae. Bases 1 to 1746 code for a protein of 581 amino acids.
AUGGCGACGGAGAGAGAUCCGCUGCUGGUGAAUGGAGGCAAUGAGCAUCCAAUGCAACAUCGUCGUCUCGGACCUCGAGACAUUGCGAGCUCGACGCGCUACGCAAUUCUGGUUGGUUUGUGGUCUGCAAAUUUCCUUUCGUUUUUGAACUUAACCCUAGUCGUAACUUUGCUGCCAUCCAUCUCCUCUGACUUCAACCGCUCAAAUGAAGCUAGCUGGCUUGGUACAUCAUACUUGCUUGCCACCUGCACUUUUACACCUUUGUACGGACGGUUAUGCAAUAUCAUGGGCAGACGGGGUGCAGGUCAGUUGGCUAUCUCUAUGGCAGCGCUGGGGACCCUUUUGUGUGGAUUUUCCACGAACAUGGAGAUGUUGGUUGCUGCCCGAUUUCUCUCUGGUAUGGGAGGUGGUGGUAUUCAAACGACUUCCUCGAUCGCUACGAGUGAUAUGUAUUCCAUACGGUCGAGAGGGCUUGCGCAAGGGGUAGAAAGUCUGUUCAAUGGCCUGGGCAUGGGUCUGGGAGGACCUAUAGGAGGUCUCAUAAGCGACCGGUUUGGUUGGAGAUGGGCGUUCUUGAUACAAGUGCCCUUUUUUGCACUGUCGCUCGCUCUUACGACUUACAACUUGCGAUAUGUCACCCCCGGAGACAGCAAAAGCACCAAAGAGGUUCUGAAGAGAAUUGAUUAUGGCGGUAUUUUUACCCUUUUACUUUCUGUCGGAUCGUGCUUGGUGUUCUUGAGUAUGAAAUACAACGAGGAUCUCCCGUGGUCGAACCAAUGGGUAUACGUACCGCUGGCUCUCGCUGGCAUUUUUCUCGUAGUUUUUAUUUUGGUAGAGUUGUUAGUUGCGCCCGAGCCUAUGAUGGCGCCAUCACUCUUGAAACAGAAGGUCCCUAUCCUUAUUGGAGCCAGCAACGUCCUUGUGUCAUCGUGCAGCUUGUCCGUGAUGUAUUUUUUUCCGAUGUGGUUUCAGACAGUAGAUCUCGCAAGUGCAUCCACGGCGGGCUCGCAUAUGGUUCCGUACAGUGUAUCCAUGCCACUCGGGUCCUUGUUCGCCGGAUGGAUGAUCCACCGCACCGGGAAGUAUAAACGUAUCAACCUUAUCUUCGGUUUCUGCCCAUUCAUCGGGAUCGCUCUCAUUACUUUGAUUCGGGAGGACUCUGGGCCACUGCAAAAGUGGCUGAGCACUAUCCCAGUCGGGUUUGGCAACGCCGUGAUUUUACAGACAAACCUCGAGAGUUCGAUGGCCGUUGGCACUGGUUUCAUACAGCUUUUCCGAGGCUUGGGACAAGUAGCGGGCGUUGCGAUUUCAUCUGCGCUAUUCCAGUUCAAACUUGACCACGAGCUUCGGUCAAGGAUACACGGUGAUGGCGCAGCAGAGAUUGUGAGUAAGAUCAGGCAUUCUACCACCUUCAUGGGGAAGUUGCCGCCGGAUUUGCAACGCGUAGCAAGAGACUCAUACGCCAUAAGUCUCCGCGCUGUGUUCGCACUUGCUACGUGUUGUGCGUUGUUGGCGUAUAUCAUCCGACUACCGAUCCCCGAGAAAAAGUUAGACCGUCGUCCAGGGGGGACUGAUAAGUCCACUAGUCCCGAUUCUCCUGCCAAUGGGCACGCCGUCGAUUCUGACGAAGAAGACACUCCGCGGUUUCCUUCCCAACGCGGGCGAAGGUUCCGUACACCUGAGUCAACAGAAGGCACACAAGACUUGGAAAGUGCCUCGAUCGAAAGUUCUGCCAGACAGCGAUAA